UCAUCACUCUUCACUUAACCUUCACUCAUUCACUCAUUCAUUCAUCGAUUCUAUCUACAAUGGCGGAAGCAAUAUCGCCGGGAAAGAGAACCUUCAUUUCGUUAGAAGAGCUAAAGCAACACAACAAGCGCGGCGACGCGUGGAUCUCAAUCGACGGCAAGAUCUACGACGUCUCCGACUGGCUCAACCACCACCCCGGCGGCGAGCUUCCCCUCCUCAACCUCGCCGGCCAGGACGUCACCGACGCGUUCCUCGCCCUCCACCCUGUCUCCGCUCGCCGCAACCUCCCCGCCCUCUUCACCGGCGUCUACCUCCGCGACUACGCCGUCUCCGACGUCUCCCGCGACUACCGGAGCCUCGCCUCGGAGCUCACGAAGAUGGGUCUCUUCGACAAGAAGGAGCACGGCGCGCUCAUCUCGCUCUGCGUCAUGGCGGUGCUGUUCUGCGCCAGCGUCAGCGGGGUUCUCCUCUCCGACAGCGCGUGGGUGCAUGUGGGUUGCGCCGCCUUGAUGGGGUUCCAGUGGAUUCAGAGUGGGUGGAUUGGGCAUGAUUCUGGGCACUACCAGAUCAUGGUGAACCGGAGAUUCAACCGGUUUGUUCAGAUCCUCUCUGGGAACUGUCUCACUGGGAUCAGCAUUGGGUGGUGGAAGUGGAACCACAAUGCUCACCACAUUGCUUGUAACAGCCUUGACUUUGACCCUGAUCUUCAACACUUACCAUUCUUUGUGGUUUCUUCCAGGUUCUUUUCUUCACUCACUUCAUGCUUCUAUGAGAGGAAGAUGAACUUUGACCCUGUUGCUAGAUUCUUAGUCAGUUACCAGCAUUUGUCAUAUUACCCUGUAAUGUGCUUUGCUAGAAUCAAUUUGUUUGCUCAGUCUUUCAUGUUGUUGUUGUCCAAGAGAAAGGUGCCUAAUAGAUGGGUGGAGCUUUCAGGGUUGCUUGUGUUCUGGAUUUGGUAUCCAUUGUUGGUUUCAUGCUUGCCCAAUUGGGGUGAGAGGGUUUUGUUUGUGCUUGUUUCAUUUUCUGUUACUGGGAUUCAGCAUGUGCAGUUCACUUUGAAUCACUUCUCAGCAAGUGUGUAUGUUGGUCCACCAACUGCUCAUGAUUGGUUUGAGAAGCAGACUCAUGGGACUCUUGAUGUCAGUUGCUCUCCUUGGAUGGAUUGGUUUCAUGGUGGCUUGCAGUUUCAAGUGGAGCACCACCUUUUUCCGCGGCUUCCCCGGUGCCAUCUCAGGAAAAUUUCACCCCUGGUUAAGGAUCUGUGCAAGAAACACAAUCUUCCUUAUAAUUGUGUGUCCUUCUGGAAAGCCAAUGUGCUGACGCUUCGGACGCUCCGGAACGCCGCCUUGCAGGCUCGGGACCUUUCUAAUCCUGUUCCCAAGAAUUUGGUUUGGGAAGCUGUUAAUACUCAUGGUUGAAUGGAAACUUGAGUGAAGCUUCAUGAGAUUUUGCUGUCAUUGACAGUUUGAUGAAGAAAUGGUGAUAUCUGAGGGUGGUAAUCCUUGGUUUUGAGAAAAUAGAGGCUUCGAUCACUCAUUGUCUUAGCUCUGUGGUAGUGGGAUCAGCUAAUUAUCUUUCAGAAAUUGAUAAGAAAGAAACUACUGAUACUGGUCUUCUGUGGUUUAAUAUAGUUCUUUAUUGUUUGUGUUUUUUCCUCGGCACUUCAUGCUUGAGACUAGGAUCUGAGCACAUGUUUAUUAUGUGACCAUGGGACUCUCUACUACAUAACCAUUUGUGGUUAUGCCAGGUUCAGGUUCAUGUCAUUUGGAACAAGAAGUGUACUAUUUGUUAAUUUAAUUUGCUAUUUGCUGCUUCA
Messenger RNA from Lotus japonicus, 1816 nucleotides. Its product is annotated as delta(8)-fatty-acid desaturase 1-like. The coding region runs from base 60 to 1418 and encodes 452 amino acids. Gene Ontology annotation, molecular function: oxidoreductase activity, acting on paired donors, with oxidation of a pair of donors resulting in the reduction of molecular oxygen to two molecules of water. The record is from RefSeq and is a predicted model, not a curated record. Gene Ontology annotation, cellular component: membrane. The transcript has a single exon. Lineage: Eukaryota; Viridiplantae; Streptophyta; Magnoliopsida; Fabales; Fabaceae. Gene Ontology annotation, biological process: lipid metabolic process.